Insectozyma verbasci is the source of this 915-nucleotide messenger RNA. The record is from the annotation of a GenBank genome assembly. NCBI's taxonomy places the organism in Eukaryota, Fungi, Ascomycota, Pichiomycetes, Serinales, Debaryomycetaceae.
AUGUCUAUUAACAAUCUAAUAUCCCAAUUUAGAUUCACUAAAUUACUCAAGAAUGAUGUUCAAACAAAGACAAUAGCACUACUAGGCACAAUCAAUUCCCAAAAUGCAAUCAUAAUAAUUGAAAAAUCACAAUUCAAUGAAGAUUCAACAAAUUCAUUAACUUCCCUAAUUUCAGAAAUAUCAUUGAUUAAUUCAAAUGAUAUCUAUUACUGGCUGAAAAUCAUAUUAUCAGAAUCAAUAAACAAAAACCCAUCAGCAAAAUUAAAUCUAAUUUAUCCAGCUACAGAAACUCAUAUUUCAAAAUAUGAUGAUCAGAAAUUACACAUGAUUAAAGAAACUCCAGAAAUGUAUAUAAAUUACGUGGUUCCAUAUAUUGACUCAAUGAAGGGUGAACGUUUGAAAUGGGUAUAUAAUAUCUUAUUUCAUGGUAAAGAAUCUGAAACUUUUAUAUAUCAUGAUAAAUCACCCAGUGGAUUUGUUUUAUUACCUGAUAUGAAAUGGGACAUGUUAAAUUUGACUAAUUUAUACUUAUGUUGUAUUGUAAAUCGAAUGGACAUUUCAAAUGUUAGAGAUUUGAAUGGUGUUGAUGUCGAUUAUUUGAAAAACAUAAGGGAAAAGAUUUAUGAUGUUACGAAGGAGAGAUUUGGAUUGGAGAGGGAUGAAUUACGUUUAUUUGUUCAUUAUCAGCCUUCUUAUUAUCAUUUUCAUGUCCAUGUUGUUAAUGUUAAACAUCCUGGUUUAGGUGAUGGUAUAAGUGUAGGUAAAGCAAUUUUAUUAGAUGACAUGAUUGAUAAUUUAAUGAUUGAUUCUGAUUAUUAUAAGAGAAAGACUUUAAAUUAUGUCAUUGGUGAAAAUCAUGGUAUUUGGAAAAUUGAAGAGUAUAGAAAUGCUGCUAAUGAAGCUUCAAAGAGAUAA